Camelina sativa (false flax) is the source of this 2735-nucleotide messenger RNA. Its product is annotated as putative LRR receptor-like serine/threonine-protein kinase At1g63430. Lineage: Eukaryota; Viridiplantae; Streptophyta; Magnoliopsida; Brassicales; Brassicaceae. Gene Ontology annotation, molecular function: ATP binding; protein tyrosine kinase activity; protein binding. The record is from RefSeq and is a predicted model, not a curated record. Gene Ontology annotation, biological process: protein phosphorylation.
UUCUUAUUUUGUUUGUCAAAAAUUAUUGCAAAUGCUAAUUUCUUCGUCUCCAUAUAGAAAAAGAACAAAAAAAACUGUCUUUGAAUCCAAAGUCUCUGUCUUUUCUCUCUCCUUCGUCACCAUCUCUGUGUAACACUUACUAAGAAACUUCCUUUGCCUCUCAUGGGUUUUUGCUUAAUACCCUGAAAAUUAAUUAAAGUAUCUUCCUUUUUGGCUAAUAAAUCUUUCUUUAAGCUCUUGUCAUUGUUCUUAAUUUUCUUCUGCAAGUUAUUUAGGUCUUUUUGAUGACUACUUAGUGAGAGAUUUUGGGGGUUUUGCUUCUUUUGCUGAAUUAGAAUUUGAAGAAAUAUUUAGGGAAGUAGAAUACUUUACUUAUCUUCAACUAUGCAGCUUUCUCUUGUGAGUCUUCUUGUUUUAGGGUUCCUCUUUGUGUCCUGUGACGCGUUUGCCUCUAAUGAAGUUGAAGCUCUUAUUAGAUUCAAGGAAGCUAUGUAUAAGGACCCUUUGCUAAUUUUGUCUAAUUGGAAUGUCCCCAAUUUGAGUCCUUGUGAUUGGAACGGGAUUAUAUGUUCUCCAACUAAGGAUUAUGUUAUCAAGAUAAUUAUAUCGAAUACAUCGUUGAGAGGGUUUCUUGUGCCAGAAAUUGGUCAGAUGACCUACUUGCAAGAACUGAUCCUGAGUGGGAACAUUUUAAUGGGGACAAUCCCAAAGGAGAUAGGAAAGUUGAAGAGACUCAAGAUCUUGGACUUGGGAAACAAUCAUUUGACAGGAGAGAUUCCAGCAGAGAUAGGGAGAUUGUCAAGCAUUAGGACACUAAAUCUUCAGUCCAAUGGGUUAAUAGGAACGUUACCUCCAGAGAUUGGAAACUUGAAGUACCUUAAAGAACUUAUUAUUGACAGGAAUAGGCUUGUAGGAAGUAUUCCUAUUGCCGCAAAUACAUCAAAAAUUGGUUUGUGCGAGUCUUCUCUACCGAAAGUGGCAGAUUUUUCUUACAACUUUUUCGUGGGAAGUAUUCCGAGUUGCUUGGAUUACCUUCCAAGAACGAGCUUCCAAGGAAACUGCAUGCAAAUCAAGGAUGUUAAGCAGAGGCCUUUUUCACAAUGUGCUGCAAUCGUGGCCAAGAAGAAGCAUCCUAUCUGGCUUCGGAAUUUUGAGAUAGUCACGGGAUCAUCUGUUGGUUUGCUCUUUCUAGUUGUACUUUUCUCUGCAUUUAGCUUGUGCAACGUAAAGCGCUCUCUCAUCGUUCCUUGGAAGAAAUCUGCAAGUGAAAAGGAGAAGUUCACUACUGUCUAUGUUGAUUCUGAAAUGCUGAAGGAUGUUUUAAGAUUUACAAGACAAGAGCUAGAAGUGGCGUGUGAAGACUUCAGCAACAUCAUUGAUUCUUGUGCAGAUAGUCAGAUAUACAAAGGAACAAUAAAAAGCGAGACUGAGAUCGCAGUGAUCUCUCUCUGCGUUAAAGAAGAAGAUUGGACCGGAUAUCUCGAGCUUAAUUUCCAGAGAGAGGUUGCGGAUUUGGCUAGGUUAAACCAUGAGAAUGCGGGGAAAUUAUUGGGAUACUGUAAAGAGAGCACACCGUUUACAAGAAUGCUUGUUUUUGAGUAUGCAUCGAACGGGACACUAUACGACCAUCUCCACUAUGGGGAAGGGAGUUUAGUAUCGUGGGCAAAACGCAUGAAAAUUGUUAUAGGCAUCGCACGUGGUCUCAAGUACCUUCAUACUGAACUCAAUCCUCCAUUUACUGUCUCUGAGUUGAGCUCAACUGCAGUGUAUCUCACUGAAGAGUUUACUCCCAAGCUGGUUGAUUUCAAAUCCUGGAAGUCGAUUCAGGUAAGAUCAGAGAAGAAUCUGAGGAAUAUCAGUUGUGAAGGAGCUAUAUGUGUACUACCCAAUGCAAUAGAGCACCGAGAUCUUGAUUUACAAGGGAAUAUCUACUCAUUUGGCAUUCUUUUGGUGGAAAUUGUAAGCGGAAGACCUUCUUAUUGCCAAGAGAGAGGGUGCUUGGUGGAAUGGGCAAGGGAAAAAUACCUUAGUGCACCAGAUGUGAUAACUAGCUUGGUGGAUCCUGAGCUCAAGCAUUUCAAUCAAAAAGAGCUUGAGGCGGUAUGUGAAGUGGCCAAUCAAUGUCUGAACUUGGACCAGAGUGAAAAAGACAAGGAUAAGCCUCCCUGUUCGAUUCAGACACUUUGUGACACACUAGAGAGUAGAAUCACUGUGUCCAUUUCUGCAGAAUUCAAAUCAUCUUCUUUGGCAUGGGCCGAGCUCGCGCUGGGCUCGCCUUCCAACGAUGACCAAGAUGAAAGGAGUAAAUAAAUUGGCUUAUGAGUUAUGACAUUAACUUUUUCAAACUUUUUGCUACUUUUUUGCAUGGUUGUUGCCAAAGCUAGAUGACAUCUCUUAUUUGUACAUGGCUUACAAGAAGAAUUUUAUAGUCGAGGCCACGCCUGGGAUAAGUCAUCAGGUAUAUGUUACGGUCAAUCUAUUGUUAGGCUGGAGGUGUAAUCUUGUACUAAGUUCUUGAAGAACUGAAUUUGAGUUUUAGCCAAAAAAAAAAAAAUAAAGAUUGUUUAAAAUUAGAGGGAUAAGAUAUCACAUGAACUAUUUCUCAAACCCCUCAUAACUUUUUGAUCAACAUACAAAUCUGGUAACCGAAUAAAAGUUAUAAUAAACUCACCUUUUCAAACUAGUUUUGGACUACAAGCCAACAAUCAAAACGAAAAAGUGAAAAAGAAAAAAAA